Messenger RNA from Alternaria atra, 1902 nucleotides. RefSeq lists its product as uncharacterized. Lineage: Eukaryota; Fungi; Ascomycota; Dothideomycetes; Pleosporales; Pleosporaceae. The record is from RefSeq and is a predicted model, not a curated record. Bases 1 to 1902 code for a protein of 633 amino acids. The transcript is spliced from 4 exons.
AUGACGCAAGCCGUUCAUUCCAGUUUGUCCAGCCCACGAACUGUGUCUACUACUACUACCUUCCCAAUCACGCCUCCAGUGCAACCCGACCUCUCCCGCCCGAGGUUAAAACAAAUAGCCAGAUGGAUUCGCGACGAGCUGGACCUGCGCAUCGCCUGUGAUGGCCCCGAUGUUCUACAACCCGAUGAUGUGUUGACUCUCCACGAAACACUCGUCGCCCUCCGACACGCCCCAAACAUGACGGUUUCGGUCUUACGAGCUACUGGUAUACACAAAGCUGUCCAGGACAUUGCGGGUGUGGCGACGCGGUGGCCCGGCAGAUUUGAGAUACAUCCGUUUCUGUAUGGGAGGGGUGGAAGGCUCGAGGGCAUUGCGAGUGUAUCUGAGUACUCUCGGGAAGCUUUGCUCAAGCGAUGGGCUGAAACAUGUCCUGAGAAGAUCCAUCCUAAACAUUCACACAAGCUGGGUGAUCUGGGCUUUGUUGCUGGACAGUGGUGGAUCAACCCAUUGUUCGCACACCAUGCUGGCAUCAUCGGGCUUGAAGCAUGUGAUGGUGGUACAACGUACGACAAGCACGGUGCCUACGCUCUAUUACUUAAAGACACAGGCGAGAUUGAAGCUGCAUCCGAAGAGUGUUUUACCUAUCGCGUUCCACAAAACGAUAAAGGCAAGUUUCGUCUUACUUCUGCGACUCCCAAAAGCCGUGAUCCUGUAAGGGUACUUCGCAGCCACAGUAUCAAUAGUGUAUGGAGCCCAAGGGCUGGCGUAAGAUACGAAGGUCUGUACAGCAUUAAAGGCUGGUCCAUAAAACAAGCGCCGAGUAGCGAUGUCGCCGGCGGUCAAUGGAAGGAAGGCGACAUUCUAUUCGACGUCAGGUUCGCGCGUACAGACUCUGUGCCCAUGGAAGUAGUCACCAAGCGACCCACUGCGACCGAAGUUGACGACUUCGCCGAAUACAAGCGCCUUCGCAAGGUGAAUCGAGACGGGAAACACAAAGAACCAAGCGCACCACCUAUCAAACCUGAUUUCUCAACACGCCUCAAAACAGCUCCCCCAGUCAUACCUGCUCCCUCAUUCCUCAAACCUCUACCAAUUGAUGGCGAUACCUCCUUGAAUACCCGACGCAAAGACCUAUUCAAACACCUCCACUUCGACGAUGAAGCUCACGUCCACAUACCUGAGAAAGAAGAAGUCGUCUCCCCCAAAUUCAUCUCAGGCACCGAUCUCCUCACCGUCGCUACGGCAACAGCAGGUAAAAGCAACACCCUCGCCGUUCCCGCACCACCCAUCCGCAUAAACACACAUUAUCACGGACAUGGAAAAGCCGAUAUCUCUGCCCUGGGCAGCGAACAGCAUGGAAAGGCCAGCCCAGCUGGUUCAAACGCAAGCAGUGCACAUACAUCUGUUAGCACGUUCCCUGGUAUCAACAUCCGCGAGGUAGCACCUUGGAUCGAUUAUGAUGUUGGUCUUACAGUGCCUUUGCCUAUAGAAGAUGAGGCCAUUGUGCAUCAACGACCCAUUAUCACGCAAUCUAUUGCUGCCGAGUCGAUUAAGACAAUUUAUACUACAUCGUCCGUCAAAGUGGAUGGUACGUCGCGAAAUGACUCUGGAAGGGUGAGGGGUACAGAUGCACCGAGUCCUUUUAGCAACGGCUCAGACCCCGGUGAUCACCACCAACAUAGAAGGAGAAAAGAUGAGGAUUUCAAGAACAGUCUUAGUCUGCAUUCUACGCUGAAGAGAGAUGGUACCAAGAGAAAGAGUAUUUUGAUCAAGGGGAGGUAUCCCAAGGCUAAAUUAUUCGAUGGGGUUUUUGAUGUGAGUGGAAUGAAGAAGAAGACGAAGGGGCGUGGUGUUGGGAUGACAGGUCUAGCCGGUGUUGGUAUGUAUGGGUGUGGUGUUUAG